AUGGUUCGUUAUUAUCCCAACUCCAAACUAGAAGUCUCAAGAGAUGACAUGAUUGUAAUGAAUUACUACCGGUUAAGUACAAGCAUUAUUACAUGGCUUACAUUGGGGCAGAUAUUUAUCGUUUAUUACAGUGAAAGCAUCGAUGUACACUCCUUUUAUUUACCAGAAUUUUUUUCAAACGUAGUCAAUGGAGAACCUUAUACUACUAUUGAAGAUAUCUAUGACAUUAUACUAGAAUCUGAUCGAGGAAUUAAAGAACGAAUCAGUUUAUUUGACACCGGUGGUCUGGACGAUGAAACCUCGUCCGUACCAAAUUACUAUUUAGCAACAGCUGACGCAGCGAUAUUUGUUUUUAGCCUUGAUUCCAUAGCUUCCUUUGAACUUGCUAAAAGAUUAAAAACAGAAACAGCUAAAAUCAGGGGAAAUGAUAUGCCUAUGCUUAUUGUUGGUACGAAAUCAGAUUUAUCACAUCAGAGACAGGUUUCAAAGAGUUCGAUUAAUUCAUCUUCAAGAGACUGUAAAGUAAAAAUAUUUGAAAUAAUAUACGACGAAAAAGAUAGUCUAAAGGUUCCGUUUACAUGGUUGGUCUCUCGUUUAGCUGGAUAUGAUAUAUUAAAUUAUGCUGAUAACUAA
This is a messenger RNA of Trichoplax adhaerens, 633 nucleotides long. RefSeq lists its product as uncharacterized. The coding region runs from base 1 to 633 and encodes 210 amino acids. The record is from RefSeq and is a predicted model, not a curated record. Gene Ontology annotation, biological process: canonical NF-kappaB signal transduction. The transcript is spliced from 8 exons. Gene Ontology annotation, molecular function: GTPase activity; GTP binding. Lineage: Eukaryota; Metazoa; Placozoa; Uniplacotomia; Trichoplacea; Trichoplacidae.